CGACACGCUGUCUGACAUGUUCGACUUCGCACGCAGGAUUUCAAGCAGGUCGUCCGCGAAUGCGUCAAGGGCCUGCAAGAUCGCUUCAGGGAUGGAUUGGAGGAGAAGUGCAAGACGGGUGCGGAGAAUGUGCGUAGACCUUCUGGGAUAGCCGUGACCUUGACUCAUGCCACCACAGGCGUCCUCUGCCGCGCUGGAAACUUCGGACGCCUUUGCGGCCUCCAUGCACUGGGGCACUUACCGAGCCAGUAAGCCCGACAAAAGACUUUCUGACACCUUGGAUCCGCUGACAGCGCUCUGUUCCAGCUUUGCGGCGCCACGGGUCCUGGCGGCAGGACCUGAACGUCGAGCUCACGAACCCGUUCACGCGGCAGAUCGCCAGCUCGUGGCAGAAGGUGUUCGAGGCGGACCUCUUCUCCGCGUUCGAGAAGUCGACCCUGUUCGUGAUCGACAACCUCCUGAAGGACGUCGAGGAGUCCGCGGCGCCGGGGCUGAAGGAGCGCGCGCGCGGCCAGGGCGAGCUGUGCCUGCAGGAGGCGAAGAUCGCGCUGAAGAAGACGAUGGACGUCGUGCGCGACACGAUGUCCUCGCAGCAGAAGGAGACGAGCCGCAGCCUCGCGCCGCACGUGCAGGAGCAGCUGUUCGACGGCUACGACGCCGCCAUGGAGGAGCGAGGGCUCGGCAGCGUCGCCCGCCAGAAGGCUGUGUUCCACAACUACGUGAGCGACAUCAAGGACGAGAUGUUCGAGGGCGCGGUGGAUGUGCUGUUCGGGCGCUUGGACACCGCGGCGGAGGCAGUUGGCAAGGCGCUCGAGGAGGCGUUUGAGGCGCUCGCGCAGAAGAUCGAAGUCAGCAUUGCGGUGCUAUGGGAGGGCGUCCGCGACGACCCGGCGCAGGUGAAGGCGCGCGAGGCGGUGAUCGCGAGCAUGACAGAGAUCAUCGCGCAGGUGAACCUCUGGCAGCAGGCCGACGCCGUGCGCCGGCAGCCUGCGGAUGCUAUGAACAUGGAGGGUGAGG
Fomitopsis serialis is the source of this 1017-nucleotide messenger RNA. RefSeq lists its product as uncharacterized. The transcript has 3 exons. The coding region runs from base 167 to 826 and encodes 219 amino acids. The record is from RefSeq and is a predicted model, not a curated record. Lineage: Eukaryota; Fungi; Basidiomycota; Agaricomycetes; Polyporales; Fomitopsidaceae.